CUAUGGUUUUCCUCCCAAGUCCAGUCCACUCAAUUAUCCAUUCCAUCACCGUCCGUGACGUGAACAGAACCCAAAAAAGAGAAAUAUUUCUUUUUUUCGCUGUGUGAAUCUCCCUUAUUGGAACACGAGAGAGAGAGAGAGAGAGAGAGAGAGAGAGAGAGAGUAGUUGAGUACGAACUCCAACUGGGUAGUUUAGUAUCCCCUUUACUAAGCUAUCCCAAUAACACAUACAGAUUUCAAAUCAAGCUGUAAUCUUAAUUCUUAGCCAAGUUUGGAGGUUUAGACUCUGGCCGAGCUUAAAAAAUCCCAACUUUGUGCUCAAGUUUCACGAGACAAUGGCAAAAUGACUGUGUUUUCUGCGAGUUGCAAAUCAGCCGAGAUUUACGGAUACUGCACCAGUUGUCUCUGUAAUCGUCAUUUCAGUGUUAGACGCCUAUAUUUCAGGUAUUGAAACUUGGGUUUUGGGUCUUAUCUAUUUUCCUUUGGGAUUUGUUUGAUAAUGUUGGGAGAAUGUUGGAACCUGCAGAUACGCUUCCAAUCCUGAUAGUAGCUUCAUAUCUUCUUGGUACAUAGUUUGAGUUUGGACUGGAUUUGGAUUCGUAUCGAGGUCUCCAGUAAUUUGGGGAAAGUUGGAUGGGUCGGGCUCCAUAGGAUGAGUUGCAAUGAGAAAUUUUUCUUGUCAUCGAACUGGAUUGAUUAGAUUUGGAGCCUCUGUGCUUUGUUAUGGUUGCUUUUUGGUAGCGCCAGUGGAAUUGGGAAGCUGGGGUUUUAACUUUAAGUGAGAGUUUUCAGUUUUUCAUGGCUUCUAUUCGAAGAACUUUGUCCCCCGUUCCUCGACCUGGAACUUCAAUGAAUGGAGAAGCGUGUUCAGUAGGUUCUCCCCUGUCUAGGUCUUCCCUAUCUCCUCAAAACUAUCCUCUAUCUACUGGUCUGCAUUAUUCCCUACUUAAUUCAUUGGACUCCGAAUCUGCCAUUCUUGGUGUCUAUUCUCCGAGGGCUUCUAGACCGAUCGACAAAUCGAAACCCAAGGCACAGCUUUGGAGGAGGGCGCUGUUCCAUUUCUUCAUGUGUUUCGUUGCAGGGCUCCUUGUUGGAUUUACCCCAUUUGCAUCUACCAACUUAUCCAUGAAUUUCAUAUCAAAGUAUCAAGCUUUCCAGUUCGAUAGGAUCCCCACGGUCGGAAAAUUUCAGCCUCAUAAUAGUUCUAGUAGUACCAUCCCUAUUCCAUUGGAAGGUGAAGACAUGAUGAGUAUCCCAGACCAAGCAGAGGUGUCAUUGUAUAAUAACAUUUCUUAUGACAAUCUUGAUGACCAUCUAAUUGCUCAAGAAUUAGAGCCUAGGAAACUACUGAUAAUUGUGACUCCAACAUCUGCUCAUCCACUCCAAUCCUAUUAUCUUAAUCGUUUGGCGCACACGCUGAAGUUGGUCCAGCCACCGCUUCUAUGGAUAGUUGUGGAAGAGUCCUCCCAAUCUGAUGAAACAGCUGAUGUACUGAGGAGUACUGGGAUUAUGUAUAGGCAUAUUGUUUGCAGCAGAAACUUAACCGAUACGAGAGAUGGAAAAGUUCAUCAAAGAAAUCUAGCCCUGUCUCACAUUGAGACCCACCGCCUCGAUGGAAUUGUUUACUUUGCAGAUGAGGAUAACAUCUAUUUGGUUGAUCUAUUUGAGAAAAUGAGGGAGAUCAGACGGUUUGGAACUUGGCCGGUGGCCAAACUAAUAGGGGGUACCAGUAGAUCCGUUCUGGAAGGUUCCAUUUGUAAUGGAAGUCUCGUAAUUGGAUGGCACAUUAAUGAAUCAAGUAUGAGACGCCGCAGAUUUCACGCUGAAAUGUCAGGCUUUGCUUUCAACAGCACCAUUCUAUGGGAUCCAGAGAGGUGGCGUCGACACACUUUAGAACCUGUUAGGCAGCUUGAUACUGUCAGAGAUGGCUUCCAAGCAAGUGACUUCAUUGAACAAAUUGUGGAGGAUGAAAGCCAAAUGGAAGGCUUACUUGAAGACUGCUCAAGAAUCAUGGUCUGGAAUGUUAAUUUUAAACCAUCAAGCGCAGUUUAUCCUCACAAAUGGCUCGUGAUGAAUAAUCUAGAUGUCACUGCUUCACUUACGUGAGAUUUAAGAUCUGAAAGGAAGGUGAGUACUUGAAGCUCUCUUUUUCACUGAUGAUUGUUCUAACUUGUGGUUUAAUGACUUUUUCUAUUCAACUGAAUGGGAAAAUGACAGCCGAGAGACCCCCGUUGGAUUUUCAAAUGUUACGAGUCUAGUGGGCCAUUUAAAAUUCUUUACAUUCUCUCACAUCUCUUGCUUCCAGACCUACUUUCGAGACCAAUAUACAUCAAACUCAUCUUUUCACACGUUUGAAAUCUUGCUGACUUCAUCCAGAAAGAGAUUCCUUGAUCUGCUCAGAUGGCCUUCCAAUGUCCAGAAAUUUUUCAAAUCAUUUCUGUUGCAUACAAAUUGCUUGGCAUUGUCGUUGUCGGUGAGAGAUACUACAAACAGUAGCAGUUUUCAAAUCAUUUUGACUGAUUGUUCACCUGAUGUAGUCGAAUGUGUGCUUCUACUUUGCCAAAAUGGCAAACCUUUUGGAAGGAAGUCCUCUUGUCGUACAAUUCAAUAUUGAUCUCCUUUUCUUCUAAAGGACAUUUGAUGAUUUGAUUUUGUAUAGAAGGACCCAGUUUCAUGUUCCUUCCGUUGUUAGGGACAGGUGAUUAGACUGUAAUUUAAAAACCAUCCCUUAAGGUUCAGAGAGACUCUUGAAGAGGACUGAGUUUUUAGUUCAAUUUUUUUCAUUACAGAAGUAAAAGCAAUUUUGAAUCACUGUUCUUUGGGGUAAAACUGCAUUGCUUUGGCUUGCUCCUGUAUUACACUUGCUUUCAAGCUAUUUAUUUGGUGAAGGCAUUCAACAUUCUCUCUACUAAAACAGUAAACACUACAAAAACAACUCAAGAUUAAUGGAGAGAGUGGGAACUAAUCAGAUCUUUAAA
Messenger RNA from Momordica charantia (bitter melon), 2978 nucleotides. Its product is annotated as putative beta-1,4-xylosyltransferase IRX9H. Gene Ontology annotation, biological process: glucuronoxylan biosynthetic process; plant-type secondary cell wall biogenesis. The record is from RefSeq and is a predicted model, not a curated record. Gene Ontology annotation, molecular function: galactosylgalactosylxylosylprotein 3-beta-glucuronosyltransferase activity; xylosyltransferase activity. Gene Ontology annotation, cellular component: Golgi membrane. Lineage: Eukaryota; Viridiplantae; Streptophyta; Magnoliopsida; Cucurbitales; Cucurbitaceae.